Molecule: messenger RNA, 1274 nt
Organism: Prunus mume (Japanese apricot)
Lineage: Eukaryota; Viridiplantae; Streptophyta; Magnoliopsida; Rosales; Rosaceae
Product: Peroxidase superfamily protein
Biological process (GO): response to oxidative stress; hydrogen peroxide catabolic process
Molecular function (GO): heme binding; peroxidase activity
Source: RefSeq, a predicted model, not a curated record
AUAAUUGAUCAGCAUAAACCACUGUCGUUUUCAACUUUUUUUCUUCCCUUUGGUUUUGGGGCGGCAACAUUUGUUUAACCAUUACUUUGCAUCUAUAUAAAUGCACAUUGCCUUCUCUUCACUCUUCAGUUCUACCAGUUACGCGUUCUUCUAUCAACUAAGCUAAUUUGUUUUGACCACACACACAGAAACAUGGGAAUUCCUAAGCUUCUUGGUGUGUUUCUAGUAAUGGAAAUGAUGAGUGGCUUCAGAUCUGGAGCACAUGGUUUGAGCAUGGAAUAUUACAUUAUGAGCUGCCCGAUGGCUGACCUUAUCGUGAGAAAUUCAGUCAUCAGAGCCUUGCAAGCUGAUCCAACCUUAGCAGCAGGCCUAAUCAGAAUGCAUUUCCAUGACUGCUUCAUAGAGGGAUGUGAUGCGUCAAUUCUCCUAGAUUCAACAAAAGACAACACAGCAGAGAAGGACUCCCCUGCAAAUUUGAGCCUUAGAGGCUAUGAAGUUAUUGAUGCUGCAAAAGAGGAGCUUGAAAAACAAUGCCCUGGCGUUGUCUCAUGCGCUGAUAUAGUUGCAAUGGCUUCUACAUAUGCAGUUUUUGAGGCUGGAGGUCCAGUAUAUGACAUACCCAAAGGAAGAAAGGACGGAAGUAGGUCUAAAAUACAAGACACAAUCAACCUGCCUCCACCCACCUUGAAUGCCUCUGAACUCAUUAAAAUGUUCGGGCAACAUGGUUUUACUGCCCAAGAAAUGGUGGCUCUAUCUGGUGCACAUACACUAGGUGUAGCCAGGUGCUCUUCAUUCAAAAACCGAUUGAGUGAUGCUGUGGAUCCAAACUUAGAUUCAGGGUUUGCAAAGCAACUGACCAAAAUCUGCAGUGCCGGGGACAAUACCGAGCAGCCCUUCGAUGCGACGAGAAACCGUUUCGAUAACCUUUACUUCAAUGCUCUGCAGCGGAACACCGGACUGCUGGCUUCUGACCAAACUCUGUUUGCAUCUGCAAGAACCAGAAACAUUGUACAUGGUUAUGCCUUCAACCAAGCCAUGUUCUUCUUUGAUUUUCAACAGGCAAUGGUGAAAAUGAGCAUGCUGGAUGUUAAGGAAGGUUUCAAAGGAGAAGUGCGACAAAACUGCCGCAAAAUCAAUUAAGGGAGGAGUGUUGUGUAAAGAGACUUGAAGCAUUCGUUUGCUCUUCAUUGUGUAUUUAUGGCUAAAAACAUCUGUCAUUGUUUAAUAGUUAAAUAGUAAAUUACAUAAUAAAGGUCCUUUGAGCUUAUGUUUUA